Messenger RNA from Cheilinus undulatus (humphead wrasse), 2781 nucleotides. It is a transcript of the gene cactin, whose product is annotated as cactin. The coding region runs from base 42 to 2636 and encodes 864 amino acids. The record is from RefSeq and is a predicted model, not a curated record. Gene Ontology annotation, molecular function: protein binding. Gene Ontology annotation, cellular component: spliceosomal complex; cytoplasm. Lineage: Eukaryota; Metazoa; Chordata; Actinopteri; Labriformes; Labridae. The transcript is spliced from 10 exons. Gene Ontology annotation, biological process: mRNA cis splicing, via spliceosome; negative regulation of innate immune response.
ACAAGUGGCAUUUCGGACCCCGUACUGGCCGAGAGUUCGUAAUGGGUUCGAAAUCACGACAUCGGUCCCGCUCAAAGUCCAGAAACCGGAGCCGUGACCGGCGGAACAAGUCCAGAAUGAGUAGUUCUAGAUCUCCGGAGGACAGGAGAGCUCGCAGCCGGUCUGCGGACGUGAAAAGAGCCCCGCGUGGACGGGAACGUUCGAGCAGCGGGGACUCCAGCGAUGGCUCUCCUGGCAGACGGAGGCCUCAGCGCAGGGACCGUCCAGGUUCGAGGAGCGACUCGGACAGUGACAGGAUGCGGGGACCACAUCGGACCAGGAGCCAGUCCAGAGGUCGAUCGUCAAGCUCUGAUUCAGAUGAUCUCAGAACUAGGAGGAAGAGACAGGAAAAGGAGACCCGCAGAGGGGCAUCUCAAGACAGGAGAAGGGGGAAAUCCGACUCCAGUGACAGAGCCAGCGACGGAGGAAGGAGGAGACGGAGAAGUCCAGCCAGAGACAGACCGAAGAGAGACAGAGAUAGAGAGAGGCGGAGGAGCAACAGCAGGGACCGGGAAAGAAAAGAAGAGAGAGACAAAGGCAGAGAGCAUCGGAAGAGGAGUGAAGACAGGGAGCGAGGGAGGAGUGGGAGAAGCAGAGAGAGGAUGUCCAAAGACCGAGGGAGGCGGCGCUCCAAUUCUUCAGAUUCAUCUGAAAGCUCUGGAUCUGAUCGUGAGGGGCGUGGGGCUAAAGAAAAGGAGGAGAAGAAAAAACAGAGAGACAUGAUGAAAGCUCUUGAAACACCUGAGGAGAAGAGGGCUAGGAGGCUGGCAAAGAAGGAAGCAAAGGAGAAGAAGAGGAGAGAGAAGAUGGGCUGGAGCGAGGAGUAUAUGGGAUACACCAAUGCCGACAAUCCCUUUGGGGAUAAUAACUUAUUAGGCACAUUCAAAUGGCAGAAGGCUCUGGAUAAAAAAGGAAUUGGUCAUCUAAGUGAAAAGGAUCUUAAAGAAAGGAACAAAUGUAUUCAAGAGGAGAACCGCAGAGAGCUGCAGAAGGUGAAACAGCUGCGUCUAGAGAGGGAGCGAGAAAAGGCCAUGAGAGAGACGGAGCUGGAGAUGCUGCAGAGAGAGAAGGAGGCAGAGCACUUCAAAACCUGGGCUGAACAGGAAGACAACUUCCACCUGCAACAGGCCAAACUACGGUCUAAGAUUAGAAUCAGAGAUGGCCGUGCCAAGCCCAUUGACCUUUUGGCAAAGUACAUCAGCGCAGAAGAUGAUGACCUUGCUGUUGAGAUGCACGAGCCAUACACCUUUCUCAAUGGGCUCACAGUCACUGACAUGGAUGACUUGCUGGAAGACAUAAAGGUUUACAUGGAGCUGGAACAGGGGAAGAACGUGGACUUCUGGAGAGACAUGACGACCAUCACUGAGGACGAGAUCAGCAAACUGAGAAAACUGGAGGCUUCUGGGAAAGGACCAGGUGAUCGUCGUGAGGGCAUCAACACUGCUGUGAGCACUGAUGUACAGAUGGUGUUCAAAGGAAAGACAUACAGCCAGCUGCAGGCGCUGCACCUGAAUAUCGAGUCAAAGAUUCGAGCUGGAGGAUCCAACCUGGAUAUCGGUUAUUGGGAGAGUCUGCUGCAGCAAGUCAGAGUCUACAUGGCUAGAGCAAGGCUGAGAGAGCGACACCAGGAUGUGCUGCGCCAGAAGCUCUUCAAGCUGAAACAGGAACAAGGAGUGGAAAGUGAACCUUUGUUCCCUAUCAUCAAAGAAGAGCAGAGGAGUGAUAGAGAAGAGGAGAGAGAGGAGCAGACCAGGGUGGUAGUAAAAGAAGAGAGCGACCAGUCUUCAUCCUCCACUACACACAGGAACAGAGGAAUUGAAGAAGACGAAGAGGCGGAAGAAGGCCCAUCUACUUCCACAGCUAGAGACAAGGAUGAAGAGGAGGAGGAAGGAGAAAAAGACAAGAAAGACGAGGAGAAAGGGGAGGUGGUGGAGGCUGUGUUGACCGAGGAGGACCUGAUCCAGCAGAGCCAGGCAGAGUACGACUCGGGCCGAUACAGUCCCACACUGCUGAUGCAGUCAGAGCUUCCGCUGGACACACACACCAUCACACCAGAGGAGGACACGCACAGGCUGCAGUUAGCACGCAGACAGCUACAGGUCACAGGCGAUGCCAACGAGAGUGCUGAGGACGCCUUUGUUCGUCGUGCUAGAGAAGGCAUGGGCAAUGACGAGGCCCAAUUCAGCGUGGAAUUCCCUGUCACGGGUAAAAUGUACUUAUGGGCCGAUAAAUACCGCCCUAGGAAACCCCGCUUCUUCAACAGGGUCCACACAGGCUUCGAAUGGAACAAAUACAACCAGACACAUUACGACUUUGACAACCCUCCACCCAAGAUUGUCCAGGGUUAUAAGUUCAACAUCUUCUACCCGGACCUGAUCGAUAAGCGUUCAACCCCACAAUACUUCCUAGAGCCCAGUCCUGACAACAAGGACUUUGGGAUUUUGAGGUUCCAUGCAGGUCCUCCAUAUGAGGACAUCGCUUUUAAGAUUGUAAACAGAGAGUGGGAGUACUCGCAUAGACACGGUUUCAGAUGUCAGUUUGCUAACGGGAUCUUCCAGCUGUGGUUCCACUUUAAGAGAUACCGCUACAGGAGAUAGAGCCCAUAUACCAAAUGGACCAAGAGCUCAGUCACUGUAUAUUAUGAGCUGCACAGUGUGCUUUUUUGUUUUAGCUGCUCUUACCCCUGAUCUGUAGUCAGAAAAAGUCAAUUGUAAAGUUGUCUGAAAAUUCCAAAUUAAAGUU